Messenger RNA from Adineta steineri, 1203 nucleotides. The record is from the annotation of a GenBank genome assembly. NCBI's taxonomy places the organism in Eukaryota, Metazoa, Rotifera, Eurotatoria, Adinetida, Adinetidae.
AUGGCUAAUACAACAUUAUCCAACACAACUUAUACUAAUUUGUGUAAAUCAUCAACGAAUACAGUUUAUUUAUAUGGACAUUUAGUACCCGGUAUUGCUUUAUUUAUAUUUGGUCUUACUUUUAAUCCUAUCGCACUUUAUUAUUUUGCGACUUCACGUAAUUUUCGUCGUUCGGCAUAUUCAUAUUAUUUUUCAGCAAUUGCUGUUGUUGAUCUUGUACGUCUUACUGUUUGGUGUCUUUUCUUUUUACUUGAUUUUAAAAUAUUUAAAUUACACUUUCAUUCAUUUGAAUGUCCAACACAAAUGUAUACGGAAUUCGUUGCAGGCUCAAUUAGUGCUUGGCUUACCGUUUCCUUAACUUUCGAACGAUGUUUAGUUAUUUAUAAACCAUUACAGACACUGACGGAUACAAAAGGAAGACGUGCUUUGAUAAUUAUUUUUUGUGUUAUUCUUGCAUCGUGCAUCGUUAAUUCAUUACUAUUACAACCUGGAUUUUAUGUGAAAAGAUCAUACAGAGAAAACAGUAUUCAAAUAGUUUGUCAUUAUGAACAGACGUCACAAUCUAAUAUAACACUUAAUAAACAACAUUCAUUAUUAACUCCAAAUACAAAACGUAUAUAUUUAUUAAUGAUAGUUAUAUUUCGUGUUGCUGUACCAUUUUUAUUACUUUUUACGGCAAAUAUAAUAUUAUUUAUUAGCGUACGUAGAACACGACAAGAAUCAUCGAAAUUAACUCCAUCAUUACUUAUUCGUCAUGGUCAUCAUCGACAAGUAACACCCAUGAUAUUUUUUUCUUCAUGUAUUCUUCUACUGACAAUUUCACCUCGAUAUCUUCUUCAAUUUUAUUUAAAUUUUCGCCAAAAACUUCCGCAUUGUGCUUUUACACAUUAUAUUCCACAUUUAUUAAAAACUUUCGAAUUAUUUAAUUAUGCAUUUAAUGUAUUUGUUUCAAUUGUGAGUGGUAAACAUGGUCGACAUGAAUUAUUUAAUAUGUUAUUUUGUCGACCAAUACCAAGUCAAACAUUACGUUUAGCUACACCCUCGAAAUUAGUUGGUUCACCGACACCGCAUACAUUAACAACAUCGAAACAUCAAGGUCAACGACACUCAAAUCAGAAAAUAGACGAACCAAGGAAUUCAACACAUAAACCAUUACUUCCAAGUCUCGAUCAUAUUAAAAGCAAUCAUUAUCAUUAUCGAUAA